This is a messenger RNA of Solanum dulcamara, 1018 nucleotides long. RefSeq lists its product as uncharacterized. Gene Ontology annotation, molecular function: RNA binding. Lineage: Eukaryota; Viridiplantae; Streptophyta; Magnoliopsida; Solanales; Solanaceae. The transcript is spliced from 4 exons. The record is from RefSeq and is a predicted model, not a curated record. The coding region runs from base 163 to 684 and encodes 173 amino acids.
UGUAUCUCUUUCAUUCUUUGUCUACUCAGUGCUUUUGGUGGUUCGUUUAAUCUUUCCUCUUGUUGGAAUUUGUGUGCAUCUUCGUUUUUCUGCCUACAGGGUAUUGCCAAACCAGUGCCAAAACCUGAAAGAAGCAGAAGAAGAAUCAAGAAUCAAGCUGCUAUGAACCAGGCAGUACAGAAAAACACUCUGUAUGUAGGAGGAUUAGCAGAGGAGGUGAAUGAGGCAAUACUACACGCUGCAUUCAUACCUUUUGGAGAUAUUAAGGAUGUGAAGACCCCAUUAGAUCAUGCGACCCAAAAGCACCGUUCUUUCGGGUUUGUGACCUUCCUUGAAAGAGAGGAUGCUUCAGCCGCCAUGGACAACAUGGAUGGUGCUGAACUUUAUGGACGCGUCCUCACUGUUAAUUAUGCUCUUCCUGAGAAGAUCAAGGGUGGCGAACAGGGUUGGGCUGCUCAACCAAUUUGGGCAGAUGCUGACACAUGGUUUGAGAGGCAACAGCAAGAAGAGGAAAUGAAGCGCCUUCAAGAAGAGCAGAAGGCUGCAAUGCAGGUAGCAGAAGACUUGCAUAGAAAAAAGAUGGCCGAGGAAAGAGAAGGUGAAAAGGAUGAAGAAACAGAGACAAAGAAUGACCCUAUGGCUAUGGCUGAAGCUGAGAUUUUGAAACAGAAUGCUGCUACUUAAUCAUUUUGAUGGCUGAAGAGCUUGAGGUACUCGUUAUGCUGUAUAGAUGAGCAAUUUGUUACGUCCUUUUACUUGACCCGUAUCUUAUGUUGUUAAAUGGCAAUUUUACUAUUUUAGCGCCACUAACUUCAACUUUAGCUUCGUAUUCGAUUUCCGGAUGUUAUUUUUACUCUUCUAUAGCACAUGCUUUCUUUGACGCUUUAUAAACUGCUCAAGUUCAACUGGGUUUCAAACUACAUAAGCUUAUAUAGCUUUGUCGCUUUAGAAAAUCUAUUGAUGAGCAUGUAUGUUAUGUCGUCUUUUUAAUAGCGCAAAACCUAUGCUCUGCCCGUCA